AUGGAUCAGACAUUCAGUGGUGUUGUCCAUGCACAUCCUGAUGUUGUAGAACUUCCCAGUGAAGCAAUUGAUCCAGAAACAUUGGAACAAUUUCGCCAAAUGGGCUAUGCUAAUAAUGAUGAAGUUGGCCCAGCUGUGACAUAUGGUGCUGAGUGGCGCGUAGCCGAUGCAGCCGAUGUCCAGCCUCAUUGGCAGCACACCCAGUCAUACUCUACUAUACCAAACGCAGCUUACCAACAGGGUCAUCUUCAGAGUUGGGAUUCUCAAGUUGUCUACACCGCACCACCUGGGCCUUUUCAUAAGAACUCUCAAACACAACAACCGAUGUUCUAUGUGCCGGAAAGCUUCGACAACUCUCCAUCAACAAAAUCAGUUGCGUAUUUUGCUCAAUCCAUGGAUGGUUAUCCUAUGGCAGUGCAAAGCCAUCAUGCUUUACAACCGCAAGGGACAGCCGGUCCACCGCCUCCAUAUUCGGUCCCGCCUCCACAGCAUUGUCCACCUUCUAUUCCUGGAUACCAACAUUUGCAGGGUAGUGGUUCACAACCUCCAUUGGAUAGCUACGCAAGUGCUGUGCAAAGAUCUGAAAAGGAGCUAGAAAUGAUGCGACACCAGUUGGGCUCAGCACUGCCUGAUAGACCGGAAUCUUUUGAUCCACAUAUUCGACAACUGCUUGCAACGAGAAGAUUGGAUCAAGCAGCACUUGUCAAUGCAAGUUUCUUUCCCAUUUUUAGGUUACCCUCGAUAGAAGUACUGGUAUUAGGUGUUUAG
Strongylus vulgaris is the source of this 768-nucleotide messenger RNA. The record is from the annotation of a GenBank genome assembly. Lineage: Eukaryota; Metazoa; Nematoda; Chromadorea; Rhabditida; Strongylidae.